Molecule: messenger RNA, 849 nt
Organism: Penicillium angulare
Lineage: Eukaryota; Fungi; Ascomycota; Eurotiomycetes; Eurotiales; Aspergillaceae
Product: RTA1 domain-containing protein
Exons: 3
Coding region: 1-849 (282 amino acids)
Cellular component (GO): membrane
Source: RefSeq, a predicted model, not a curated record
AUGAAUCGCGACAACCUUUACGGGUAUGAGCCCUCCAUAGCGGCGGGUGUCAUCUUUAUCAUCAUUUUCGCGGCUUCAACACUCUAUCACCUAUGGCAAUUAACGAAAGCACGAUGCUGGUACUUCAUUCCCUUCGUGAUAGGUGGAAUCUUCCAAGUCAUCGGUUACAUCUGCCGAGUCAUCGCACAUAAUAAUCUCAGCUCCGUCCCUAUCUACGCUAUGCAAUCAGUUUUGAUUCUCCUGGCUCCACCACUAUACGCUGCAUCGGUAUACAUGGUUCUCGGAAGACUGGUGCGUUAUCUACACGCCGAAGAACUAAGCGUUGUCCCCGUGAAAUGGAUGACGAAGAUCUUCGUCUCAGGCGAUGUAUUCUCUUUCCUACUCCAAGCAGGUGGUGGCGGCUUAAUGGCCAGCAAGAAAACCAGCACCCGUAACCUGGGUUCCAAUGUCGUGAUCGGUGGAUUGGUCGUCCAGCUCCUCUUCUUCGGCUUCUUCGUCAUCGUCGCUGCAAUCUUUCAUUUCCGUAUCAAUAGAAGUCCCACAGCUAAAGCCUCUUCGGAACGCCAUAUGGCUGUUGGAAAGGGCUGGAAGCAGCGCAAUUGGGCUACAGUGCUUUUGGCACUGUACAUUGUUAGUGCGCUUAUUUUGAUCCGGUCCAUUUUCCGUCUCAUCGAGUACAAGUAUGGAUUUGAUGGGUAUAUUAUGACGCAUGAGGUUUUCUCUUAUAUCUUUGAUGCGGUUAUGAUGUUCAUCGCUAUGGUUGUUAUGAACGUUUAUCACCCCGCUGUUAUUAUUGGGGAUGGAAAGAGUGGCUCGAGCAUCUCAGGCUAUGAGGGUAUGCAACUUUAG